This is a messenger RNA of Rotaria sp. Silwood2, 762 nucleotides long. The record is from the annotation of a GenBank genome assembly. Lineage: Eukaryota; Metazoa; Rotifera; Eurotatoria; Philodinida; Philodinidae.
AUGCGUUAUCAAUUACCAACACGUCUUCAAGCUGCUAUUCUUGAUUGGGCUGGUACUGUGGUCAAUUUUGAAGAAGCACGUGGACCUAUGGGUAUUGGUAAACAAGAUCAUAUUCGAACACUUUGUAAUCAAACAGCUAUUGCUGAACGGUUUCAUCAUCGAUUCGGACGUUUGCCAAAUGAUACUGAUGUGAACGAGAUCUAUAAAGAAUUUAUGUCAUUACAAGUUGCGAAAGUAGGAGAAUAUUCAGCAUUGAUCCUUGGUGCAUUGGAUGCUAUAGCUAAAUUACGACAAGCUGGUCUAAAAAUUGGUUCAACAUCCGGCUAUCCCAAGGAAGUAAUGGAAAAAUUAGCACAACAAGCUGCUGCUAUUGGUUAUACACCAGAUUGUAUAAUAGCAACGGAUGAAGUACCAAAAGGUCGUCCUAGUCCAGCACAAGCAUUAGCUAAUGUAAUUGCUCUUAGAAUCGAUAAUGUAGCUGCUUGUAUUAAAGUAGAUGAUACUGUACCAGGUAUUCUCGAAGGUCUUAGUGCAGGUAUGUGGACAGUAGCAUUACGUUUUUCCGGUAAUCUACUUGGUCUAACUUGGAAUGAAUAUUCUGCUCUUUCAUCUGAUCGUUUAAGUGUUGAACAUGAACGUAUCGAUAAAUUAUUUGCUCCAAGUAAACCACAUUAUAUAAUAGAUACGAUUGUCGAUUUGCCGUCAAUAAUUACUGAUAUUAAUACACGUUUAAUGCGUGGUGAAACUCCUGCUCAACAUUGA